This is a messenger RNA of Choloepus didactylus (southern two-toed sloth), 3923 nucleotides long. It is a transcript of the gene RNF41, whose product is annotated as ring finger protein 41. Gene Ontology annotation, cellular component: plasma membrane signaling receptor complex. Gene Ontology annotation, molecular function: ubiquitin protein ligase activity; zinc ion binding. The record is from RefSeq and is a predicted model, not a curated record. Bases 229 to 1182 code for a protein of 317 amino acids. Lineage: Eukaryota; Metazoa; Chordata; Mammalia; Pilosa; Megalonychidae. The transcript has 7 exons. Gene Ontology annotation, biological process: positive regulation of JNK cascade; protein K63-linked ubiquitination; tumor necrosis factor-mediated signaling pathway.
GUCUUGGACGGCGACAAGUGAGUGCUCCCAAUUGUGACAUCACAUCCAUGUCCUUGGUGAUGGAGCUUGUCACUAGGAAGGAAGACUCAGUCAGAGAAUAGCCAGCAACAUGGGUUACUGUGAGCGUCUCCUGAGGGGCACUGAGUGGAUGCAUCAGGGGGUUGGAGCCUUGUGAACAGGGAACCUGCCCCCCAACGCUUGGAAGGACCUGGGUUUCAGUGAUGAGACAUGGGGUAUGAUGUAACUCGUUUCCAGGGGGAUGUUGAUGAAGACCUCAUCUGUCCUAUUUGCAGUGGAGUCUUGGAGGAGCCAGUACAGGCACCUCAUUGUGAGCAUGCUUUCUGCAAUGCCUGCAUCACCCAGUGGUUCUCUCAGCAGCAGACGUGUCCGGUGGACCGUAGUGUUGUGACGGUCGCCCACCUGCGCCCAGUACCUCGGAUCAUGCGGAACAUGUUGUCAAAGCUGCAGAUUGCCUGUGACAACGCUGUGUUUGGCUGCAGUGCUGUUGUCCGACUUGACAACCUCAUGUCUCACCUCAGUGACUGUGAGCACAACCCGAAGAGGCCUGUGACCUGUGAACAGGGCUGCGGCCUAGAGAUGCCCAAAGAUGAGCUGCCAAACCACAACUGCAUUAAGCACCUGCGCUCAGUUGUACAGCAGCAGCAGACACGCAUCGCAGAGCUGGAGAAGACGUCAGCUGAACACAAACACCAGCUGGCAGAGCAGAAGCGAGACAUCCAGCUGCUAAAGGCAUAUAUGCGUGCAAUCCGGAGUGUCAAUCCCAACCUUCAGAACCUGGAGGAGACAAUUGAAUACAACGAGAUCCUAGAGUGGGUGAACUCGCUGCAGCCUGCAAGAGUGACCCGCUGGGGAGGGAUGAUCUCGACCCCGGACGCCGUGCUCCAGGCUGUAAUCAAGCGCUCCCUGGUGGAGAGUGGCUGUCCUGCCUCUAUCGUCAACGAGCUGAUUGAAAAUGCCCACGAGCGUAGCUGGCCCCAGGGUCUGGCCACACUAGAGACAAGACAGAUGAACCGGCGCUACUAUGAGAAUUACGUGGCCAAGCGCAUCCCUGGCAAGCAGGCUGUGGUUGUGAUGGCCUGCGAGAACCAGCAUAUGGGUGAUGACAUGGUGCAGGAGCCGGGGCUUGUCAUGAUAUUUGCGCAUGGCGUGGAGGAGAUAUAGGACAUCACGACAGGCUCCCAGGAUGAGAUGGAAAUCAAAAACUCCCAUCACUUCACCAGCUGGGCCCUGUGUCCUUUCCCCUACCCAAAACACCAUGGCCUACACUUGAGCAACACAUCUCCUGGCUCUUCUGGCACUGAAGGGCCCCAGGGUACUUUGCUCAGCCUUUCAGGAGGGACACCCUGACUCCCUCCUUUUGCCAUAUUUCUACCCCUAAAAUGUCUGUAAAUUCCCAGUCUGGUUAGGAAGGGUCCCCACCUCUUAUCUGUUUUCCUGCGUAGGGUCCGUGGUUCCAGAUGUUUUCAGAAAGCACAAAGAGAUCCAUUUCCCCCAGAGGAUCAGAGUCUAGUGAGGAAACUCUUAAUUGACCCUGUCCUCCAAAACCAGGGAUUCAGAGCAGGCAUGUCUCAUGACUCUUAAGCAGCAUUUAGGGAGUAUCUCAAGGGAUAGAAGUCCCAAAGAAAUGAGAAGGGUGGAACCCAAACCCUAGAAUUAGUGAGGCCAGAUAGUAAUUGGCAAUCACCAGUGGCCCUAGGGGAAGACUGGACCUCUGUGCCAAGCAAUAUUCCUGCUCAUCAGACCUUAAAGGUGCAGGCUCCCCCUGGGCCUGCAGGUGUGCAGGUUGGGAUGCCGAAAAUUUUCAGAUGAGCUCUUCUCUCCUAUACACUUUCCCAAUGAGGGGAUGUCAGGGUUGGGGUUGGGGUUAGCCUACUGUGGUUGAUAGGCUCAGCAAGGAGCCGUUUUCUGGCUUUUGCUGAAAUAGGAUAGGCACUGCCUCUUACACGGCAGUAACACAUCCACAGACCCCUCUCCAGCCCUAUGAUUGUAGUUAGUUAUUUUGAUAAUUUCCUUUGGCCAUUGUGCUUUGUUUAUAUUUCCCUCCCCCUCCCACUUUUUUUAGAAUGGCCUGGUUAUGGCUACCCCACUUUCCAGCUGAGCCACAUAGUUGGCAGUUUAAUUUAUUUACUUUUUUUUUUUUUUUUAAGAAAAGAAAAAGAAAAAAAAUCAACAAAACUUUUCUUUUGCUGUUCCUGUUGCGGGGAUUCUGGUAGGGUGGGGCAGGGAUGGGGGCUCUUUUGUAUUUUUCCUUUUCUGCACAACCUUUGGCUUUAAUAUAGGAAGAACCAAGGGAGUCCCUGGCUGAACUGAUUGAUGUCUGCCCUGACACUUAGUAACCUCAUCUGAGAUGAGGAGCUUCUUGCACUCCAGUGAUGGAAGGGACAACCCAGCAUCAAUGCCGGUGUCCUCUGGAGAACUUUGUUUCCAGCCCUUCCAGGGUCUCAUCCUAAAACUCUGGGUCGAUAGUAUUAAUUUUGGAGGCAAUCCCCACCCCAUCCCCUCUUUUCCUUGAAGAUACAUAGGUAGCUUCUUAGUUUUACCAGGCAAAAUGGGAUGGAAAUUAUGUCCCUAGGCACCACUGGGUACAGGCUUUGCUCUGCCUCACCCACACCCCCAAAGGACUUCCGUUCCAUUUCAGGCUACUGGGGGCAUUCCUUGAUACUUAGGGUGACUGGCAAAAUAAGGCAAGGGGAAGGUUAGUGGGUGUGAUUAUUUUAUAUGCAGGUGGGAGUGGGGUUGGGGAAAGACUUGAAACGUUCCUCCCCACCAUAGUAUAACACUUUCUUCCUUAUUGGAGUUUUAUUCCAGGCCAGCUUGCUGUAGGUCUGGGUAGUUGGGGCAUGGUUCCACUGGGUUUGGGGUGGAGGGAUAGAGCUUGAUGGAAGUAAGGAACAGUCAUACAUUCCAGCCCCAGGACAUUGUGCUCAGGAAUUUGAAAACGCUGCUAUACUUAAUCUGGUUACUUCAUCUCUUCCACUCCCCUCUGCCCCUUCCUGUCUUACCAAGGCCCCUACUCUCCCAUCCUUACCCUCAGAUGGAGCCAGGAAGCACGGUUAAGGCUUCCCUACCCUUUGCACUAGUGUCUCUACAGGUUGCUGGUUGUGUUGUAUGUGCUAUUCCAUGGUGUUGACUGCACUGAUAAUAAACCUUUUAAUCAACUCUAAAUUCUUAAUGCAAAACCCCUCCCCUUGUAAAGGAUUCUCCUAUGCUUUGGCUUUUCUCUCACCUUAAUUCCUUUUACUUCUUCCUUGCUUUGUAAACUAUCCUUCUCCUAGAACUAACCUCUGUUGCAGGAUGUCUGUCUGGGAGUAGUGUGCAUCUCACAUCUGCUUUGCCCUGUGUGCCCUCCUACAUUCUUUCUUCCUGUUUCUUGUUCUGUAGCCACCAAAGCUCUCUAUCCAGUGAUCUGAAUUGUGCUCUUUCCAGAGCCUGCCUUUACCCCAAAUUCCAUGCCUCCCUAAGUGCUCCUGGGAUUUGGAGGCACAUUCUACAGAAGAUAUUCAUGUAUUUUUUCCCUUUGUCCCCAGAAACAUCUUUGCUUUGGAAUCUAGGAUUCCAUCGCAGGCAGGGAAGCUUUCACACACACACACACCCAUCUCCCCCAGUGUCUCCUAAGAAAGCAGAUGUGAGGAAGGGAACCUGAAACACCUGUUCCUCUUGUUGUCAAGACUUUGGUAAACCUCUUGUAGGCAUUUUGCAACCUUCGCCCUAUCAUUACAUAAAGGAAAUCCUUUUUUCCUUCAGAACCGUAUUUUAAAUUUGUUAUUUAUCAUGCAUCCAAUGUAAAAGUAAAAAAUGUAAUAGUUCUCUAGAUAUUCUAGUAGGUUAAAAAAAAAAAAGGUAUUCCUGCACCCACUGACUCUACUAUGCUGUCAUACACAUGAGGUCUGGUUAUAAAGUAA